Messenger RNA from Mollisia scopiformis, 1977 nucleotides. RefSeq lists its product as uncharacterized. NCBI's taxonomy places the organism in Eukaryota, Fungi, Ascomycota, Leotiomycetes, Helotiales, Mollisiaceae. The record is from RefSeq and is a predicted model, not a curated record. Bases 181 to 1821 code for a protein of 546 amino acids. The transcript has a single exon.
GCCACUACCUCGGUGUGCGUCCAAACCUCUGAUUAUGUAUUUAAUGAAUAGAAUCCCCAUCUCUCCCAACGAUUGUAGUCUGUUCCUUACAAUUUCGUCUCGUUGUCGCUAUCGCCAUCAUAUCGCAGAGGGAUCGUAUUGUCGACAUCCACCAAUACUGUGACACCACUUGGUCCCACCAUGCGCGGGGUGAACCUCCUUGCGCUUCUGGCAGUGGUGACUACUGUCGCAGCCGUAAACAUGCAUGUUGACUUCACUCAGGCAUGCUGGACAGUCGUGAACGAGUCGAUACAGCAGAAUCCUUCCCUCGCAAACGAAACAACACUACAAUGCGGACAAUCAUAUUCCCCAUCAACACCGCCAGCGCUGAAUGUCAACAUUUCCCUGCCUGUUUGUAUCGAGAGAUGGCCUGGCUGGCAGAUGUCGGACGUUACAACGCUCAAUCAAUGGGUCGGCCCUCUUGUCGGUUUUCUCCUACCGGCACUCGUUUUCGUACUGGUCAUACCUCGAAACUACAGGGUACCUCGAGGUGAUCCAUUUUUCAACAAACACAUAAUCGUCAGCGUCCUCUGGCUGAUCUUUGCCUUUUGCUUGUUGAUGUUGGACGUCCUGAUAUGGAUCAUGAUGGUGUUUGGACUUGCCGGCCUAAUUAUCGUCGGAGCGAUAGACGAGGGUUUGAAAGACCGGAGAAUUCUGCGGAGUAUCGAGAAAGCGGGAGAGCAUGGGAUCUACUCUCGAGCACAAGCAAGCUAUGCACUUGCGGUAACGCUGGUGGGGACAAUCAAGCCUCGUGAAGAUCUGCACGAUGUCCAACCGAACGGCCUUGUCGGCGAUGUUAUAGCGCAAAUCUGCGACACACCAAACCUUAUACAUGCAAAGGAGAAAUUGGGCCAACUACUUAACCAGCAAAUGUCCUAUGGUAUUCAAAUUGGGGCUCCGGUUGUCUUUUACCUUGGGCCGUAUGUCUACUCACUGUUCGAUGCAACGUCGAGACUAGGUGACAACGAUACCGCUCAUGCGAUCGCGUUCGGUCUGUGGUAUGGUUUGAUUGUCCUGACAGCGACUUCAUGUUGUUGCGUUGUUGGACUGAAUGACCCUUCGUUGAUCGAAGGUAUAUUUGAUACUCAUGUCGAAAAGCCACGGACGGUGAAGGCGUUCUUCUCUCCAUACGAGUCACAGCAUCGCUCUGUCUGGAUAUUCAACCGUCCUUGGUGUGCUCGAACCUGGGCAAAUGCUAAGAUCGUGCAUGUUGGUAGUCCUGAUAACGACAAGGCAAUACAUCCUAAUGUCCGGAAGAUCUUGAACUCCAAAGGACUCAGUGUACUUUCCUGCUUUUUGGCCAUCUCGGCAAUCUCUAUCAUCUGUGGUCUUGCCUUCUCAAUCUCUUUCUUCACGCCCCGAAUUGGCUUUGGCUGCCGGGCAACAACGAUCCUAUGCCAUGGCGCCUCUCAGAUCAUCCUGAUCAUGUGUUGGUUUUAUUACAACGAAGAGGAUGAGAGAAAAACACAAUUAAUCAAAUGGCCAGUAUAUAUCCUUUCGGGCUUGUUGUUCAUGUUCUCGGUCUUCAUCGCCAUUGGAGGUACCAUCAUGCAACUCUUGGGCGUGUAUCGAAACUGUAUCUGUAAAGCUGGAUUGAGGUUCUGGUUCGAUCAAGCGCCAGGUGUUGUCAACGGAUACUCAGCAGGAUCGAGAUUAUGGGUAUCUGUGGAUCAAGAUAGGAACAGCUGGUAUCUCUUAUGUUGGAGUGUUUUGUAUCUUGGGAUGGGAAAUUUCAUGAGAAUGAAAGCUAAGACGAGGGAGCAAAUUGAAGCCUUGAGAUAGGUGACACCUCACUGUUGAAAUGUAUCAGUCCUUUGCGAAUAUCCAACUUUGUUUGCAGGAAGAAGGCAUUUUGAUAUGUCUCUCAAGCCCAUGUGUGUUCGAAUAGUGGACUCGUAUUAUUCGAAGGGCAAAAGACAUCGCUGCGACGUUUGGAAU